CUGAGACUUAUUCAUAAGCAUGACCACACAGGAACCUGUUUAAGUAUCUCUGCCAGACUUCAAGUGCUUGUAUCACCACAAACGAACGAGGAAGCUUAACACAUUUGCAUUUAAAGAUUCAAGACAGUUUUUUCUUCUUCUAUUGACUGCCAAAGCUCUUGUGUAAUCAGAGCACCAUCUGUGCCAAAUCGAGGCAUGGAUCGACCAUGUAAUGAAAUCUUUUUUCUGUUAAUCGCAGGUGCUUUGAUUAGGAGUACAUUUCAAAAUCUCCAUCUUCCACCAAAGUACAUUAAAGUCUGUGAAGGGGACUCGGUCACCAUCAACUGCACCAUUCUGCCAGUUGACAUGAAAUACAAAGUGACCUGGCACUAUUACCAAACAUCAAAUUACGACUGUGACUCAAACAACAAACUUAAAGGACAGCAUAGAAAUACCCUAUACAUUAAUGACAUCAGGACCAAUGAAAGCGGAUGGUACUCCUGCAAAGUUGUAAUAGAUAUUCCUUAUCUUAAAGAGCAGUGCAGUAAUGGGACUCAAGUUAUUGUUGAUGCCAACAUCACCAGCACCCAGGAAAAUCAGAAUGACACUCAGAAUUGGAAUCAGAAUACCACAAAUGUACACAAUACUUGCUUGUUUAAUGCUACAACCUCCCCAAUUGGUUCUUUCCACCGGGGUGAAUGGUGGAUAUGGUUGGCAUUGGCAGUCGGAUGCGUAGUACUAGUUGUGUUAAUUGUUGUCAUAAGGAUUUUGACUGGCAGACCUAAAGAGACCAUUUAUGAGAACACCAAACCCCAGAAAGAGGGCUGCUGGACGUGUUCUUGGAAUCGGACGGAGAGCUUCGAACUACCUGCAUCCAAAAAAAACGAAACCAUUAAACCACUGAGGAAAUAUGAUUGUAUUUCAACAAACAAAAUCCGCAGACCAUAGAUAUGCCAUUUGAAAGUUUUGUAUUCUUCAAACCUAUUCAAAAAUCCACACAAUAUCUUGUAUAUUUUCUUACUCGUAACAUGUAUUUAAUGAUGUAAUGCAGCAUUUCCCAUAAAGCGAGAAUCUGUAUAAUAAAGAGAGAUCAUAAAAAAAGUUUUUUUACGUAGUACUGCCCAGAAGAAGCUGCACACAAAUUUUUAUGAGAUAGUUAAUCCCAAAAUAAAAAUUCUGUCAUAAUUUACUCACUCUCAUGUCAUUCCAAAUCCAUAUAAAUUUAUUUUAUAGAUGUUUUAAUAAAUAUCUCGGUCAGUUUUGUUUUUUAAACAAUGGCAGACGAAGUUAAAAAGGACCCAAAAGUAUCAUGAAAGUAGUCACACAGAUACCUACCUUUUCCAGAUAUUUACCAGACUAAUCAAGAUUGCAGACGAAAUGUUUAGUUUAUUUCUGAUUUUCAUCAAUUAAUUCUUGAGAAAAACAUAGCCAUUGGUCAGUACAAAACUAUGCAAAUAUAGUGCAGGAGUUAUUGGGAAGUUUUCAAGUCUUUAGCCUUUGCUGCAAGCUUUCACAUGCCUUUUCUGGUAUUCUCACUUCUGCAUGGCCUCUGACUGCUGACAAUUGCUUUGACAUGUUUUGAUCUGUGACAUGUUUCAUUAUUGUCCUAAAAUAUGGCAUCCACUCACAGAAUUAAACAGAUUUAACCUUUUGAUGUUUAUUAUUUUAGUACUAAACAAUUCAAGUUCUUGCAUGAACACGCAAGUCACUGUGUACGAGGAUCUCUCAUAGUUGUCAUGAACAUUGAUAUUUUCACAGAAAAUUACGGAGUUUAGAACAACAUUUCGGUAAAUUAUGACUGAAUUUUCAAAAUUGAGUGAACUACUACGGGUUCAAUACAAGUUAAGCUCAGUUGACAGCAUUUGUGGGAUAAUGUGAUUACCACACAAAAAAAAAAAUAUUUAGACUCAUCUGUCCUUUUGUAAAAAAAUAAAUAAAAAGUAGAAAUCAAAGUUACAUUGAGUCACUUCAAAUGGAGGUGAAUGGGGGGCAAUUUUUGGAGGGUUUAAAGACAGAAAUAUGAAGCUUAUAAUUUUAUAAAAGCACACAUUAAGAAUUCUGUUUACUUGUUUGAGCUGUAAAGUUGUUUAAAUCAUAAUUUUUACUGUCCUUUAGAGUUUAGGGUUUGUUGACAUUACAUCAUCAUGGUAACGCAGUUGUAAAAUUGGCUAUAACAUUUCACAAAAAAGGUUAGUAAGUGAUUUUAUAACAAUAAAUUCAUUUUUACACGCAUAUUAUUUAUAUUUUGUGGCUAUACUUUUGAAAUUAUGAGUAUUUUAAUGUUUAAAGAAAAUGAGGGGCAAGUUGAAAUUUAUAUUUGUGGUAAUCAAUAUUAAUAUUUAAAUUAACUUGUAUUGAACCCGUAAUAUUCCUUUAAUACCAAACAAACUACAGGUUUAAGAAGAAACUA
Xyrauchen texanus (razorback sucker) is the source of this 2389-nucleotide messenger RNA. RefSeq lists its product as uncharacterized. NCBI's taxonomy places the organism in Eukaryota, Metazoa, Chordata, Actinopteri, Cypriniformes, Catostomidae. The transcript has 6 exons. Bases 196 to 927 code for a protein of 243 amino acids. The record is from RefSeq and is a predicted model, not a curated record.